Messenger RNA from Condylura cristata (star-nosed mole), 5668 nucleotides. It is a transcript of the gene LAMC3, whose product is annotated as laminin, gamma 3. Lineage: Eukaryota; Metazoa; Chordata; Mammalia; Eulipotyphla; Talpidae. The coding region runs from base 1 to 4833 and encodes 1610 amino acids. The record is from RefSeq and is a predicted model, not a curated record. The transcript has 31 exons.
AUGGGCUUGGCCGCGCAGCCGCCAGAAGAGGACAGCGAGGCGUGGUGCACACAGCCGUGCCCGCGGGACGUGCGCCCAAGGGGUCUGACCCCAGGUGGCCAGCAGGCUGAGGGUCGGGCGGACCGGCUGGGGCGGACGGAGCGGCGAGUCCAGCAGCCUGGUGGACACGGCUACCAGGACGGGCCCUCGUCUGCUGCUGCCUCCGGGGCAGGGGAAGGGCCGAGGUGGUGGCUCCUGGGGGCCCAGAACCUGGCCCGCCUGGGGGUCCCCGCAGAGGCCCGGCAGGAGCCAGGGGGCUCCGAGGCGGCUGGGGCGCCCGGCGUGAGGGCCCUGCCUCCGCCGCCCCCACAGGCCCCGCGGCCCGUCAGUCCCCGGUUACCGGGCUCCGAAGCCUUCCAGGCCCAGGCCACCAGCAGGUUCCUGUUUGGGGCCCAGAUGGGCGGCCAGCACCCCACCUGCCACUCUGCUCCCCUGCGCCUCCUCCCGAGCGACGCGGGCAGUGGGCGACGUGAGGGCCUCUGUGGAAAGAACGCCUUGAUUGCCCCCGGGGGCGCAGUGCCCAGUCUGAGGGCCCAUCUGAGGCCCCGGCGGCGGCCGCGGGGCCUGGCAGAGACGCCCUUCGGCAAGUGCGCAGGGGGCCGAGCCAGCCGCCCGCAGGAAGGGCGCCGAGGCCGGACCCGCGCCGAGGCCCUGGACCCGCGCCGAAGCCGGACCCACGCCGAGGCCGGAAGCUCGCACACGUGCGGCAGCCCGCCCGAGGACUUCUGCCCGCACGUGGGCGCGCCGGGCACCGGGACGCAGUGCCGGCGCUGCGACGCAGCCGACCCCCAGCGCCACCACAACGCCUCCUACCUCACCGACUUCCACAGCCAGGACGAGAGCACCUGGUGGCAGAGCCCGUCCAUGGCCUUCGGCGUGCAGUACCCCACCUCCGUCAACCUCACCCUCCGGCUGGGGAAAGCCUACGAGAUCACCUACGUGCGGCUGAAGUUCCACACCAGCCGGCCCGAGAGCUUCGCCAUCUACAGGCGCAGCCGCGAGGGCGGCCCGUGGCAGCCAUACCAGUUCUACAGCGCCUCCUGCUGGAAGACCUACGGCCGGCCCGAGGGCCAGUACCUGCGGCCCGGCGAGGACGAGCGUGUGGCCUUCUGCACCUCGGAGUUCAGCGACAUCUCCCCGCUGAGCGGGGGCAACGUGGCCUUCUCCACCCUGGAGGGCCGGCCCAGCGCCUACAACUUCGAGGGGAGCCCGGUGCUUCAGGAGUGGGUCACCAGCACCGAGCUCCUCAUCUCCCUGGACCGGCUCAACACGUUUGGGGAUGACAUCUUCAAGGACCCCAAGGUCCUGCAGUCCUACUACUACGCCGUGGCCGACUUCUCGGUGGGGGGCAGACCCUGCAUUUGCGAUCCUGCUGGCAGCCUGGGCACCUGUGACCCCCGCAGCGGGCGCUGCCCCUGCAAAGAGAAUGUGGAAGGCAGCCUGUGUGACCGGUGUCGCCCCGGCACCUUCAACCUGCAGCCGCUCAACCCGGCCGGCUGCAGCAGCUGCUUCUGCCACGGCCACUCCAAGGUGUGCGAGGCCGCCGCCCACUUCCGGGUGCGCCACAUCCUCUCCAACUUCCGCCAGGGAGCCGAGGGCUGGCGGGCCAGCAGCGUGGGCCCCGAGCACCCAGCACGCUGGAGCCCGGGGGGGCUCCUCCUGAGCCCAGAAGAGGAGCUCACGGCACCAGGGAAGUUCCUGGGAGACCAGCGGUUCAGCUAUGGGCAGCCCCUCACCCUGACCUUCUGGGUCCCCCCGGAGGGCUCCCCACCCCCCGUGCAGCUGAGGCUGGAAGGGGCAGGCCUGGCCCUGAAUCUGCGCCACUCCGGCGAGUCCGGGCCCCCGGCGGCGGGCCAGCCGGGCGAGGUGCAGCUGCAGUUCCGGUUGCAAGAGACCUCCGAGGACCAGGACGUGCACGCUCCGCUGCCGGCCUUCCACUUCCAGCGGCUGCUCGCCAACCUCACCGCCCUGCGCGUCCUCGCCCGAGGCCAGAGCCCAAGCCCUUCCGGCCAAGCACGGCUGACAGAGGUCCGGCUCACCUCGGCUCAGCGGGGACUCUCGCCCCCCGCCUCCUGGGUGGAGACCUGCUCCUGCCCCGAGGGGUACGAGGGCCAGUUCUGUGAGUCCUGUGCCCCAGGAUACAAGAGGGAGACCCCACGGGGGGGCCCCUAUGCCAACUGCGUCCCCUGCACCUGUAACCAGCACGGCACCUGUGACCCCGACACAGGGACCUGCCUGUGCGGCCACCACACCGAGGGCCCCUCCUGUGAGCGCUGCUCGCCGGGUUUCUACGGCAACGCCUUCGUGGGCCACGCCGACGACUGCCGGCCCUGCCCGUGCCCUGGCCAGUCGGCCUGCGUGGUGAUGCCCGACAGCAGCGAGGUGGUGUGCACCCACUGCCCGCUGGGCCAGAGAGGGCAGCGCUGUGAGGUCUGUGAUGACGGCUUUUUUGGGGACCCCCUGGGGCUCUCGGGGCCCCCUCGGCCCUGCCAGAGGUGCCAGUGCAGUGGGAAUGUGGACCCCAACGCCGUGGGCAACUGUGACUCGCUGUCUGGCCGCUGCCUGCGCUGCCUGCACCACACGACCGGCGACAGCUGUGACCGCUGCCGGGAAGGCUUCUUCGGGGACGCGCUGGCCCCGCGGCCCGCCCACAAGUGCACGCCCUGUAGCUGCAACCCAGAGGGCUCGAUCGGGGAGCAGAGGCCCUGCGACCCAAGGACCGGCCAGUGCCCCUGCCUGCCUCAUGUGACCGGACGGGACUGUGGCCGCUGCAGCCCCGGCUUCUACGGCCUCCGGCCUGGGAGGGGCUGCCUGAGCUGCCAGUGCCAUCCGCUGGGCUCCCAGGAGGACCAGUGCCACCCCAACACCGGGCAGUGUCCCUGCCGCCCAGGCGUCGGGGGCCAGGCCUGUGACAGAUGCCAGCUGGGCUUCUUCGGCUUCUCCAUCAAGGGCUGCCGGGCCUGCAGGUGCUCGCCGCUGGGUGCCGCCUCGGCCCAGUGCCACGAGAACAGCACGUGCGUGUGCCGGCCCGGCUUCAUGGGCUACAAGUGCGACCGCUGCCAGGACAACUUCUUCCUCACGGCGGGCGGCACGCGCUGCCAGGAGUGCCCGGCCUGCUACUCCCUGGUGAAGGAGGAGACUGCCAAGCUGAAGGCUAGGCUGGUCCUGAUGGAGGGGUGGCUGGAGGGAUCUGACUGCGGCAGGCCCUGGGGACCUCUGGACAUCCUGCAGGGAGAGGCCCCCCGGGGAGACGUGUACCAAGACCACCACCUGCUGCAAGGGACCUGGGAAGCCUAUCUGGAGCAGAUGACAGGCCUGGAAAAAGCUGUGAAGUCUGCCCAGGAGCAGCUGCGGGGUCUGCGGAGGCAUGCCCCCUGUGGCCACGCUGGCACCAAAGCCUGCCUCCAGCUCGCUGACCUAGGGGCGCUGCUGGCGUCCUCUGAGGAGGAGAUCCUGCAUGCCGCCACUGUGCUCAAGUCUCUGGUGAUGGCCCAGGAAGGGCCUGGCCAGCCCACCAACUGGAGCCAUCUGGCCACAGAGGCCCGCACCUUGGCCAGGAGCCACGAGGACACCGCCGCCAGGGUCCAGGCCACGGCCCGGAGGGCCCUGCUCGCCUCCAACGCCAGCUUCGAGCUCCUCUGGAAUGUGCUGCAGGGCAGAGCGGCGCUGCAGGCCCAGGGGGAGCUGGAGGACAGGUACCAGGAGGUUCAGGCGGCCCAGAAGACGCUGGACACAGCCGUGGCAGAGGCGCUGACCACAGCUGAAAGAGCACUGGCCACCGCGCAGCGCACGGGCACAGACGCGACCCUGCACCUGGCCCUGCUCGCCACCCCUGCAGCACCGCACCAGGAGUCUCGAACCCGGGAUCUGGGCCUGAGGGCGCAGGCCCUGGAGAGGACGGUUGCAUCGAGGGAGCACACAGUCACCGAGGCUGCCCGGGCCCUUGGGGCCUCCGCCCAGGGCCUGCUGCACAAGACGGAACCACUGGUGCAGCUGCAGCAGGAGGCCAGAGCCGCCCUGACCCGGGCUUCCUCGUCUGUCCAGGCUGCCAUGGUCACCGUCACCGGAGCCAGAACCCUGCUGGCAGACCUGGAAGGCCUGAAGCUGCAGUUUCCUAGGCCCAAGGACCAGGCUGUGCUGAGCAGGAAGGCAGGCACUGUCCGGGACCGGCUCCUGGCAGACGCGGAGAAGAAGACCAAGCAGGCAGAGAGGAUGCUGGGAAACGCAGCCUCUGUCUCCUCCAGUGCCGAGAAGAAAGGCAGGGAGGCCGAGCUGUUGGCCAAGGGCAGCGCCAAGCUUGCCAAGGCCCAGCUGAGGAGGGCCAAGCUGGAGCACCGCCGCGCCAGCCGGCUCUCGGCCCAGACACAGGCCACCCUCCGCCAGGCCUCCCGGCAGGAGCUCACCUUGGAAGCCCAUAGGCGGGGCCUGCAGGAAGCCGAGCAGGCGGGUGCCAGGUUGAGAGAGACGGAGCGGCAGAUCCGGGAGUCCCGAGUCUCCCUGGAGCAGGACAUCAAGGCCUUGUCGGAGCUGCUGGCCAAGCUGGGGUCGCUGGACACCCGCCAGGCCCCAAUGCAGGCCCUCAAUGAGACCCAGCAGGCCCUGGAGCAGCUGCGGCUGCGACUGAGUCCACCCGGGGCCCUGCAGGGGAAACUGAGGCUGCUGGAACAGAGGUCGGAGCAGCAGGAACUCCAGCUGCAGGACUUCGAGAACGACCUCGCCGAGAUCCGCGCUGACAAACAGAACUUGGAGGCCAUUCUGCAUAGCCUGCCCGAGAGCUGUGCCAGCUGGCAGUGACCCCCACUGGGCCCCACCCCACCCAGCCCCCCGCAGGUGCACCCUGAUAGUACACACACGCACACGCACACGAGUCCCUCAGCCCACACUCACCGACUGCCCGCCGCCUACCGGGCCAGCUCACAUGCCCUGGGCAGUAACACUCCCGUACCUGCUCCUGAAAGCGGCCCCUGGCCAGCUUGGCACCGGGAGUCCGAGAAGGGCCAUCUGGAGAGACCUGGGUGGGUCCAGAAGAGCCCCCAGACCCCAGCUUUCUGUUCCAAGGCAGCGCCAUGCAGGCCACAGAGCAACGGGCAGCCCAGGGCUCUCACCAAGACCUGACACCCGGGGCCGAGGGGCCACAGGCAGGGCAUGCCCUGCCCCCACGGGGUAGCACUGGCUUCCAGGAAUACUUCGACCUCAGGCCCUGCGCGGGGCACAGCGGAGCCCCUGUUCUGGCACGGUGCCCUCUGGCCCGGUGCCCUGCCCACAGAGCCGGGCUUCAAGGGCCUCAGGACCCUGGACCGGGGACUCUGAUGGGUGCCUGGGGGCACCUGGCUGAACUUUGACCAAACCGGACAGGCCCUGUGACCCGGAGGGAGGCCCAGCUUGAGGCCUGGAGGCCUUUCUGGUCUGUCCUGUCCCGGGAGCCCCCUCUGGCGUCUGCCCAGGAUCCUCUGGUAUUUCCUCCUGGCACUGCUCCCCUUCCUGGGCCUCUGCCGGCAGAGACGGGCCUUGGCACAGGCCACCAGGGGGUGGGGCACAGCCCCUCAUACUGCACUUCCUGGCCCAGCACGGGGCAGCCGGGCACAGACCAGUGUUGGUCACCGUGGAAAUAAAGGCUCCGUUACCCCGG